Aspergillus puulaauensis is the source of this 552-nucleotide messenger RNA. Its product is annotated as copper transporter family protein. Gene Ontology annotation, biological process: copper ion transmembrane transport; intracellular copper ion homeostasis. The record is from RefSeq and is a predicted model, not a curated record. The transcript has 2 exons. NCBI's taxonomy places the organism in Eukaryota, Fungi, Ascomycota, Eurotiomycetes, Eurotiales, Aspergillaceae. Gene Ontology annotation, cellular component: plasma membrane. Gene Ontology annotation, molecular function: copper ion transmembrane transporter activity. The coding region runs from base 1 to 552 and encodes 183 amino acids.
AUGGACAUGAAUACGAUGGAUCAUGAGGAAACUGUGGUGAGCCACUCAGUUAUCUUCACCACCUCCCACAACUCUCCUCUAUUUUCCAAGGGAUGGUCCCCUUCAUCCAACGGCUCCUAUGCGGGCACUUGCAUCUUUCUGGUCAUCCUCGCCAUCAUCGCCCGCUGUCUUGUUGCAUUCAAAGCGUACAUGGAGCAGCGUUGGAUGUACGCCUAUCUCAGGCGUCGUUACGUGGUCGUCGCAGGCAGGCCCUCCGAAGCCGGCCGCAUUGAAGCAGAUCCAGACACAAAGAUAGGAAAGCUCAUUACCGCUGAAGGCGUCGAGGAGUCAGUCAAAGUGGUUUAUCGCAAUACUUACGAGGCUCCGCCCUGGCGGCUCAGUGUGGAUCUCCCUCGGGCUCUUAUUUAUCUCUGUAUCACAGGGGUUACUUAUCUACUGAUGUUGGCUGUUAUGACGACGAACAUUGGAUACUUUUGCUCUAUUCUUGGUGGGUCUUUUCUUGGGGAACUUGUCGUGGGACGGUUCGUUCAAUGGAACGAACAAGGGCAUUGA